AUGUCCUCACAGGAACACACGGCGAUUGAAGAUAAGGUGGAACUGCUUGGCGAUCUCGAGCUCGCCACGUUGAUUUGUCUAAUCGCUGAACAACACUGUAUCAUCGAGGCGGAGCAGGAGCUAAUUGAUGACGUUGAAGAAGAACUGAAGUUGGUUGCGUCAAAUGCAUUUGGGCUCACGUGGGCCACAUUGAGCUGUGAUUAUCAUACAUCGCUUGAUGAUUUUGGCAGCGGUAUCUUGGUCAAGGAUGAGGGCGACACGCACUACAAGGAUCGAAACAGGAACAACAACCACUUUUCGUCUCCACCGGGAACACCAGAAAUGUCUGAUCGACGACUGUCUAAAUCUCCUGCCAUGCUUCGUCCAUUAGACAGCCGACGAAUUGCGAAUGUUGUCAUUUGCAAGAACCUGAACCAAGCAAGCCCUGAAGUCCAAGUACAAGCCCUGGAGCUGAUCCGGGGAAAGCGUAAUUUUACCAGGACAGCUGUCCACGCUGCACCUCGGCCGUUUUUACUUGUCUCGUUGAGUGUUAGCAGAACACAGCGCUUGACCGAGCAUUUGAAUGAUGCGUUCUUCAUCUCUCACAAGCACCAGGCGCAAGAUGGACUACCGAACCUAGAAGAGCUUCAGGACCAGCGCUUUGUUUCUGAAGACGAUGCAUCCACGUCGUCGGUGGUGCGCAGGUCGACGUACACUGCCGUUUCGAAAGUGCAGUCUGUACUGUUCAGCCUCGAGGAUCUUGCGCAGCUGACGAAGCUUACCGCGAGCGUCAGGAUCAGCUCGGAAGUUCGAGCUUACCUUCACAAUAUCGUUGUCUUCAUGAGACUGCACCGCGCUGUUGCUGGGGGUAUUUCUGCCAUGGCUACCAGACACUUCAACACCUUGGCCCAUGUGUUGGCCCCACUCCACAGUCUCGAAUACGUCCAUCCGUCCCUUGUGGCUCUUGCAGCCCGUAAAGUAUACGCCCAUCGCAUUGCCAUCACGACGCCGGAGGAUGAGCGAAGCAUGCAAUGGGGCAGUUCGCUGGAAGCCGUCAAGGCUGUGCUUGAAGAUGUCACUGUCGAGGACAUUGUCGAGGAAGUGCUCCAGUCCGUGGAAGUGCCAUUAUGA
Messenger RNA from Plenodomus lingam JN3, 1110 nucleotides. RefSeq lists its product as uncharacterized. The record is from RefSeq and is a predicted model, not a curated record. Lineage: Eukaryota; Fungi; Ascomycota; Dothideomycetes; Pleosporales; Leptosphaeriaceae.